Messenger RNA from Ambispora leptoticha, 324 nucleotides. The record is from the annotation of a GenBank genome assembly. NCBI's taxonomy places the organism in Eukaryota, Fungi, Glomeromycota, Glomeromycetes, Archaeosporales, Ambisporaceae.
AUGCCGUUGCCAAAUAAUAUUGUUGAAAAUACAGAUUCGCCGCUACUGUCACCUAAUGGAAAUGCGAUUCUACCAUUGUUUUCGUCUAAUGAGAAUGUGACUUUAAUGCUGCCGCUGCCACCUAAUGCAGCGAAUAUGGGUUCGCCGCUGCCACCACCUAUUGAUUCGCCGCUGCCACUACCACCUGAUGUGGUAAUAAGUACGGAUUUGCCACUGUUACCACUACCUGAUGUGAGUUUAACGCUGCCACCACUACCAAAUGUAGUAGGCUCGCCACUGUUAUCACCGCCUAAUGUAGCAGUAAGUGUAGUUAGUAUUAAGUAA